GGUAUAUUUCGUUCUGAAUGACUUUUGCAAGCAAGUAUCCCAUCUGGUUUAACAUUGCAUUUUUAGUCGGACAUUUUCUUUAUAAGCCGUCUCGUAAUUGUCGUUUUUAUUCUUUGCAAGUUGAAAGGAUAAAGGUUAUUUGUACAAAGAAAUGGCACAAACGACAGAUAUAUUUGUUGAGCCACAUUAUGAAGACGUGAUAUUACGUUUAACUACGCUUCUAAAGGAAAAUUGUGACAAAGCAAUCGCACGCGAUGAUAUUUUCAAAAUUGGAUUAUCAGGAGGAUCUCUCGUAAAUAUAUUAAUGCAAACUUUAUCCAAUAUAUCGACCGAUUGGAGCAAAUGGCGUUUCUUUUUUUGCGAUGAAAGAGUCGUUCCUUUUGAUAAUGAAGAAUCGACUUACGGAUUAUAUAAAACGAGUCUUAUUGGAACAGUUCCUAUAACCGAAAACCAAUUUAUCAAAAUUGAUCCAGAACUUUCAGCCGAAGAAGCUGCACGGGAUUACAUAAAAAAAAUGUCUGUCUAUUUUCCACCUGACAGUUUACCAAAAUUUGAUGUAUUAUUAUUGGGAUUGGGACCAGAUGGACAUACAUGUUCUUUGUUUCCUAAUCACAAACUUCUAGAUGAAACAAGUUUGUGGGUUUGUCCUAUUAACGAUUCUCCUAAACCUCCAUUGUCUAGGAUUACAUUUACAUUUCCUGUUAUUAACAAUGCUAGAGUGUGUAUUUUUGCUGUAUUAGGAUCCAGCAAAGCUAAGAUAAUUAAGAGAAUUCUAAAAGAUCAUGAAAACUUGCCGGCUGCUAGAGUUGAGCCAACUAAUGGUUCCUUAUAUUGGAUUUUAGAUCAAGAUGCGGCUAAACUUAUGAACUCAAAUUCAGAUUAAGAUAAUUAAUAAGAUAUUGAUUUAAGUGUUUGUGACAUUCCAUGUUGUAUUUUUCCUUAAUGCUCGUGAUGCUCUGUAACAUUUUUUGAGCUUUUUAUUUUGUAUACGCAUACAAUUAUCAUAAAAUAAGAUCUGAUUAGAUAGAAAAUUUACAAUUAAAUUGUUAAUAAUUCAAAAUGGCCAAUGUUAAUUUUUAUUUGUUUUACAUAAAAUGUCUUUUUUAUUUUUCAUUGAAACUGUUACAUUAUUGAUAUGUUAAAUUUAAUUAUUUCAUUAAUAUGAAAUGCAUAUAAAAAUUAUAUGCCAUUGAUGCAUAUUCUUAGAUCAAUCUUAUGUUCAAUUAUUAGUUUCUGUCUUCAAAAAGAUUAAUUGCAUAUUAUAUAGCUAAAAAUGGAAAAAAAGAAAAAGAAAAAGAAAAACCAAAAUAGCUAUUAUCAGUUUUAAGGGACAUUAAAUUUUAGGAAACAUAUGUUCUUUGUUGUAUGUUAUACUUGAUAUAUUUUUCAAAAUGAUACGUACAGUGCAUAUUUCUGCAUUGUAGUAAAAAGAUUGUUAUAUUUUACAUCUAAGGUAGAUUACAUGUGGAGUUGCCUUAUACAUCGAGGCUUAGGAUAUAAUGAACAUAUAUGAAUGUGAAUUAAAAAUGAAGAAUCUAGUCUG
This is a messenger RNA of Vespa velutina, 1543 nucleotides long. It is a transcript of the gene Pgls, whose product is annotated as 6-phosphogluconolactonase. The coding region runs from base 152 to 883 and encodes 243 amino acids. Gene Ontology annotation, molecular function: 6-phosphogluconolactonase activity. NCBI's taxonomy places the organism in Eukaryota, Metazoa, Arthropoda, Insecta, Hymenoptera, Vespidae. Gene Ontology annotation, biological process: pentose-phosphate shunt; carbohydrate metabolic process. The record is from RefSeq and is a predicted model, not a curated record. The transcript has 4 exons.